CGGGAAUUCGGUGAGCCGGUGGCGCGUGGAUGCAGGAGCAUGGAGCUGAACGAGAGGGUGCCGGCGGGAGUGCCCAAGUGGGCAUGUCCACAGCGGGAAGGAGUCUUAGUGUUGGCAUGGCCCCAGUGGAGGAUAUGCAAGCUCUGUCAAUCACCACCCUCUCCGCCUCCGAGGUGGAACAGGAGUAUGAACUGAUUGGUCCUUUAGGGAAAGGAACCUACGGCAGAGUGGAUCUGGUGGCCCACCGCACACAGGGCACAAAAUUGGCCCUGAAGUAUGUCAAUAAGAACAAGACAAAGCUGCGGAGUUUUCUUCGGGAGUACAGUUUGACAGUAGCUCUGGGCUGCAGCCCGUUCAUCAUUAAAGCUCUGGAUGUUCUGUUUGAGACGGAGGAGAGCUAUGUGUUUGGGCAGGAGUAUGCACCGGCAGGUGACCUGUUCGACAUCAUACCGCCUCAGGCUGGUUUACCUGAGGACAUGGUGAAACGUUGUGUGCAACAGCUCGGCUUGGCUCUGGACUUCAUGCACAGUAAAAAUCUGGUCCAUCGGGACGUUAAACCAGAGAACGUGCUCCUUUUCGACCGCGAGUGCCGACACGUGAAGCUGGGUGACUUCGGAAUGACAAGACGGGCAGGCAGCCGUGUCAAGCGUGUCAGCGGGACCAUCCCUUACACUGCUGCUGAGGUGUGCCAGGUCACAGGCUCUGAGGGCAUUGUGGUGGCGACACCCCAGGACGUCUGGGCGUUCGGCGUGCUCCUCUUCUGCAUGCUCACCGGUAACUUCCCGUGGGAAGCAGCACUGGCUAACGACACUUUUUACGCAGAGUUUCAGCGCUGGCAACACGGCACGUGCCCGCCGGGCACCGUGCCCUCACAGUGGCGCCGCUUUACUGAUGACGCUCUGCGCAUGUUCAGCCGGCUCCUGGCCCCGGAGCCUGAGCGCCGCUGCGGCGUGAAGGAAGUCUUCUACUUUCUAAAAUAUGAUCUGCUCAACCAUCAUCGUCGAAGAGCUUCCUUUAGAGCCUCGAGAGGAGUGGCUACCAGAGUCACUGUCCACAGACAUGGAGAAUCUGGCUUAGUGACUAACGCUUCCUGUCUUCGACCCACGCCUCUCAAGCGUAGCAUCCAGUCAGAGCCGAACUCCUCCAGGGAGGAGGCUUCCAAAAGCCCCUCACCCAAUCGGCAGGACAAGAGUAAGAUGGUAAUGGCAACACCCAUCGAGAUUUGUGUAUGA
This is a messenger RNA of Trichomycterus rosablanca, 1232 nucleotides long. It is a transcript of the gene sbk1, whose product is annotated as SH3 domain binding kinase 1. The transcript has 4 exons. Gene Ontology annotation, biological process: peptidyl-threonine phosphorylation; peptidyl-serine phosphorylation. Lineage: Eukaryota; Metazoa; Chordata; Actinopteri; Siluriformes; Trichomycteridae. The record is from RefSeq and is a predicted model, not a curated record. Gene Ontology annotation, molecular function: ATP binding; protein serine/threonine kinase activity. Bases 30 to 1232 code for a protein of 400 amino acids.